AUUUUCCUUCAAAAAUAAACAACUUCAAAAAAAUUUAAAAACAAAAUUUCAAAUCGCAAAAAAAUGUUUAUAAAAAUUUCAAGUAAUUUUCAUUUUGGCAAUGAAUUAAACAAAUAUGUAAUCAAUCAUCCUCUCUUGCUACGAAAAUUUCAAAAUUCUCUGACCUCCAAAUCGAAUCGCCGAAAUCAUCAAUGGAAACGUCAAAUGGAGUUGAAUCAACGGCGUCGCAAAGUCAUACCCACAUUGGUGUAUUUGAAUAAUCCCUGGACGUAUUGGAAGGCCCGGUUCAAUUUGAUGAAAAUGCAAAUGUUUUGGGAUCGCGAAUUUGUCGAAGAGGAAUUUAUUCGUGGUGCCAAGAAGGUAAACUCAAAGGUGGACAAAAUCUGUGUUUGCGUGGUCUUCCAAUGGAUGGCAAUUCACAAUAGCGAUGGGGCGGCGGUGGUUUUAACCGACAUAAUACGCAAUCAAGACAUGUCCACCAUUAGUAAACUCACCACACCCUUGGGAUAUCAACAAAUUACACGCGACAUGAUGCUCUCAAGGGAUGAUGUGCGAUUGAAGUUGGUGCGAUUUGACACCGAACACAUACGAAGGGCCAUACCCAUGAAGGUGGUAACGAAAGUUAAUUAUGGUCGCAAAUACUGUUUCAUUGACAUGAUGUUUGUGGGUCUACGAAAUACCAAAGAUUUCGACUCAAUAGAAGAACUGGUGGAGGUCAAUCGAAUUUUGCAAUCUCUGGAUGCAGAUUUGCGUCUAACACAAGAAGUCAUCUCCACACCGCAUCGCAUUAUAUUUGCCGAAAUUUUUAUACGAUUUCGCCGAGAUUGUUCCGAGAAUUCGCUGGAAUAUUAUCACCAACAUCCCAGUCGCUUUGCCAAUGAAAAAGAUUGGGCUGUGGGUUUUUAUAAAAUUCUCUCCUUUGAUGUUUUCCAUUACAAUCCAAGAGCAUAAAAUGUGUGUUUUUUAUAAAAAAAUAUUUGUAAAAAUAAAGUGAAGAUCUAAGAUUUCUUGAAACCAGGA
Molecule: messenger RNA, 1020 nt
Organism: Musca domestica (house fly)
Lineage: Eukaryota; Metazoa; Arthropoda; Insecta; Diptera; Muscidae
Exons: 3
Coding region: 64-951 (295 amino acids)
Biological process (GO): inner mitochondrial membrane organization; protein insertion into mitochondrial inner membrane from matrix
Cellular component (GO): mitochondrial inner membrane
Molecular function (GO): ribosome binding
Source: RefSeq, a predicted model, not a curated record